Messenger RNA from Suncus etruscus (white-toothed pygmy shrew), 747 nucleotides. RefSeq names its product myozenin 3 (gene MYOZ3). The coding region runs from base 1 to 747 and encodes 248 amino acids. Lineage: Eukaryota; Metazoa; Chordata; Mammalia; Eulipotyphla; Soricidae. Gene Ontology annotation, molecular function: FATZ binding; actin binding; telethonin binding. Gene Ontology annotation, cellular component: actin cytoskeleton; Z disc. The record is from RefSeq and is a predicted model, not a curated record. The transcript is spliced from 6 exons.
AUGGUGGGUGAAAUGAAAAGCUCAUUGGAAAGUCUCACCAGCAGAGUAACAGCUAUUAAGGACAAAAUCAAAGUCCCUUUGUUGAAUCUGGGCAAGAAACUGAGUGUACCCCAAGACUUGAUGAUGGAGGAACUAUCACUACACAACAAUCGAGGAUCUCUCCUCUUCCAGAAGAGACAACGCCGAGUACAGAAAUUCACCUUUGAGUAUGCAGCCAGCCAGCAGGAGGUCUUGACUGGAGGUGCUCAGGAGAAAGUGACUGGAAGAGUGGAGCAGAGGACAGUUGCCAAUGGCCCAGAAGAGCAGACCUACUUGUCAGACCUGCACAACUUCAAGGGUUCUCCUGGGAACUCACAGCUGAUAGGCCCUAUGAAGGAUGCCUAUAGCCCCAGUGCUCUGGCACCAGGUUAUGCUGAGCCUCUGAAGGGAGUUCCUCCUGAGAAGUUCAACCACACAGCCAUCCCCAAGGGUUAUCACUGUCCAUGGCAGGAGAUGGGCAGCUCCAGACACUUCCAGAGCUAUGUAGGAGGUCACAUCCCCCAUCCUGCCAGCUAUCGAAAUUUCAACAAGACCCCCAGUGCCCCUUUGGAGGACCCCUGGUGGGGGAUAUCAUCCCCCAAAGCAUGCACUCCCCUUCAUCUCUCGGAGCUCACCAGUGGCCUGGAAUUCCUUCGUCUCAGACCCAGUUUCCAACAGAGUAGCCACAAGGCUGGGUCCGAAAACCUUCCAGAAUCUGAGGAGCUAUAG